Sinocyclocheilus rhinocerous is the source of this 561-nucleotide messenger RNA. RefSeq names its product dual specificity phosphatase DUPD1-like. Gene Ontology annotation, cellular component: cytoplasm. Gene Ontology annotation, biological process: negative regulation of MAPK cascade; protein dephosphorylation. Gene Ontology annotation, molecular function: protein tyrosine/serine/threonine phosphatase activity; MAP kinase phosphatase activity. NCBI's taxonomy places the organism in Eukaryota, Metazoa, Chordata, Actinopteri, Cypriniformes, Cyprinidae. The record is from RefSeq and is a predicted model, not a curated record. The transcript is spliced from 4 exons. Bases 1 to 561 code for a protein of 186 amino acids.
AUGAUCCAACUGAAGCAAUGCUUAGAAAAAUGUGCACUGGACUGGACACCUGUCACUGAGGUCUGUCCCAAUGUCUUCAUAGGAAAUGAAGAGACAGCAAUGGACCGAGCUAGACUAAAGGAGAUGGGUAUUACCCACAUCCUGAACACUGUAGCUGUGAAGAAAAAAUGCAGGGUCUUGUUAGGAAUACCAAGAAAGGAAGACCUAUUAGGAAAGGCCAAUAUAGGGGUGAAAUAUUACAAAGGCAUGAACAUCAGUUACUAUGGUGUGACUGUAACGGAUGACCACUUGUUUGACAUCAGCAAAUACUUCUACCAAGCUGCAAAAUUCAUCCACAAGGCCCGGAGUAACACAGAGAGUAAGGUGUUGGUGCACUGCUUAGAUGGUGUCAGAAGAUCUUCCACUCUUGUUCUGGCAUAUCUGAUGAUUCACCAUGACAUGAUGAUGGAGGAUGCCAUGGACCAUGUCAUAAAGGUGAGACGCAUCAGGCCCAACAUGGGCUUCUUGAAGCAGCUAACAAUACUCAAUUCAAAGCUUUUGAGUCAGAGAAAACUACAAUAA